GGGAGCGAAACACGAGAAAAGGGAAAACAUUUGUGUUUUUGGCUCUGGGUCAGGUCGGAGCUGUGUCUCGUUCCCUUCCUCUCCACUCUAUCGUUUCUUCUCCUCAACCUUCCCUCUCACAUCUGGGUGGUGUCUGCUGGGGACAGCAUGCCUGCUAUGGACCGGACUUCAGGUUUCUGUGGACUUCAGCGUCUGCCGUUCUGAGGAGCAAGACAAAACUGUGGACAUGGAAUUCCUCAAGUGGUGCUUGCUGCAGGCACUAACUCUGCAGCUCCUGGUGGGGUUGUUAGCACAUUGCCAGACUUCUGUCCCACCAGAGGAAGAGGAUGAGCUGUUAGGCGAGACAAACAUCCCGACGGCUCCGCCACAACUCGAGCUGCUCGAGUGUCCGUCCGAGUGCAGCUGUGCUGCAGACGGGUCUGUGGACUGUGCCGGGGUGGAUCUCACAGAAUUCCCCCCAGAGCUGUCGGACCGAACGCGGCGCCUCUCUCUGCAGAACAACAAGAUCCAAAAAGUGAAAGUGGAACAUGUCUCCCACCUCCACCAGCUCGAGACCCUCAACCUGCAAAACAACUGGCUCACCACUGAUGGCCUCGAAGAUGAAGGCUUUGAGAUGCUCGAACAGCUGGCUUAUCUUUACCUGGCAAAUAACAAGCUCACGUCAGCUCCAAAGGUCCUGCCACCUUCGUUAGUUAGCGCUGACUUUGCUGCUAACCAGCUCACAAGGAUCUACCCGUACACGUUUGGUCACAAACCGAGUCUACGGUCUGUGUAUCUCCAUAACAACAAGUUGACUGAUGCAGGACUUCCGCAUGACAUGUUCAAUGCUUCUGACAAGCUGGAGGUCCUUACCAUGUCCAGCAACUUUCUGCAAGUGGUCCCCACCAACCUGCCCCCCAGCCUGCUUCGCCUCCAUCUAAAGAAUAACAAGUUGGAGAAAAUUCCAGCAGGCGUUUUUGACAACAUGCCGCAUCUACGAGAGCUUUAUCUGCAGAACAACCUGCUCGGCAAUGAUGGCAUGGACAAUGAAACAUUCAGUCGGCUCGGUAGCCUCGAGUGUCUGGACCUGUCAAAUAACAACCUGACUGUUGUUCCGAAGGGUUUGCCACGCAACCUGGUGCUGCUGCAUCUGGACAGGAACUCCAUCCACAGCAUCCCUGGAGAUGUUCUGGCAUCUGUCCGGAACCUGGAGUAUCUGCUUCUUCACCACAACAAGCUGCGGUCCCGCUCUAUUCACCCUGUUGCCUUUCAGGGAUUGAAGAAGCUCCACACUUUGCACAUGUACAACAACCUGCUGGAGCGCAUUCCCAGGGGUCUGCCUCGAAGAGCUAAAACGCUGAUGCUCCUCCACAACUCUAUAUCCGAGAUCGGCCGGAAUGACCUGGCUCUUCUCUUCACCCUGACGGAGCUUAACCUCAGCUACAACAAGCUGACAACCCCCAAAAUCCACCGUGAUGCUUUCAGGAAACUGCGCAUACUGGAAACCCUGGAUCUGUCAGGAAACAGACUACAAAUUAUGCCUUUGGGUCUUCCUCGCAGCCUGCGUAUCCUCAGCAUCAAGAACAAUGAGCUCACCUCCAUCCCACACGGAGCGAUGGCAGGCAUGGAGAAGCUGCAGAAGCUGAUCCUGAGUGAAAACCACCUGAAGCUGAACUCUGUUUACCAGGGGGCCUGGAUGGAGCUGAGCGCGCUCACGACGUUGGACCUCUCCGAUAACCAGCUGACGCACAUCCCCGCUGACCUGCCUGAAACUCUGGAGUAUCUUUAUCUGCAGAAGAACCGCAUCUCCAGCAUUCCUGCUUCAGCCUUUGAAGGGACACCAAACAUCAGAGGCAUUUUCUUGCGCUUCAACCGACUGUCUGCAGCCUCGUUUGAUGAAGCCUCUUUUUCCUACCUGACCAAACUGCAGGUUUUGGAUGUUGGUCAAGGAAACCCGGACCUCUUUGCUCAAAGGAAGGAAACAGAAGGUGGGGCACUGACUAAGGAGGAUGAGGAAACAUAGAUAUAUUCAUGGAAAGCAGAGGUGGACAAAGAGCUUUAAAGGGGAAUAAAGUGGUUGUGCUGAGAUGGUGCAUGGACAGAAGGCUGUGUCUUUGUAUCUGACUUGCCAUUGCAACUUUAGAUCUGCAACACCGGUACACUAUUUCUUUUUUACUUUAAAGACAUCACAAAAUGUAACUUUUUCCUUACAUAACACUAAGUAUGCAUUCACACUUAGUAUUAUGAACAGAACUCAAGGUUAGCUGGUCUUUUUGGUUUGACAUGUUUGCAAGCUUCCAUGAACCCUGGUGUAAAAACCAACAACAUGGGAACACUGGUCUCUUUUGAGAAGGAGGAUCUCUCUUCACUUUAAAAUGACUUCUGGUGUUUGACUUUGGUGUGAAUGCAGUCAGACUUCUGACAAACCAAACAGCAGGAGAGAGCCAAAGGCAGUACACCAUGUAAGUUCCAUAGCAGGGCAUUACUACCAAAUUCUUAAAUCAAUUUGAUUCAGAUCACAAGCAUGUAAAUUAUUUUCAAGUUGCAAUUUGAUAUUACUCAGUUCAAUAUUAGUUUUUUUUCCUUCCAAAUUUCCUUUUGUUUUUUAGCACUUUUUUAGCUGAUUAUGUUACAAGGUUUCCCAUAGCUUUUGAUUUAAACAAACAAGUGGUGCUUUGAUUUAUUAAGGGCUUUUAGAUUACAUUCAAAACUGACAGAAAAGCAGUUUUCUGACCCCUCCUCGGAAAGAAUGGAAAGAAAGAAAAAGCAAUAAAUGGAUUUAGAGAAAAAUCACAUUGUGUAGGUAAAGAUAAAUUUAAAUGGAUUUUCAAUCCCAGCCUCUGAAAGCUCUAUAUUGUCUUUGGUUUUCCCCUGAGAGUGCGGUGUGAGAAAGCAGACCAACGCAGAUAAGGGGUGACAUUUAUCAGUAUCCUUGCCCAUUCCAACCAAAUCUAAAGGACUGUCCCAGAGUGGAGGAGACGUCAGAGUUAAGACAGCUCAGCAGUCAUAAAUGAGUUUAUUCAAUCCUGUUUUUUUUCCCCCCACUCACAUUUAUAAGUCCUGAUAUUUAUCCCACUCUAAUCCUCACAGAGCAUCCAUAAUGCCGCAGUUCCAGGCUCCUCCAUGUCUGGUGGGCGGCUUUUAUUUUGGAGCAGACAAAUUUGAACUAUACUUCAUUUUGUGGAGAAUCAUGUUUCACUCAGUCGUGUAAUAAAACAGCAGAAUUAUCA
Messenger RNA from Oryzias latipes (Japanese medaka), 3209 nucleotides. It is a transcript of the gene podn, whose product is annotated as podocan. Lineage: Eukaryota; Metazoa; Chordata; Actinopteri; Beloniformes; Adrianichthyidae. Gene Ontology annotation, molecular function: protein binding. The record is from RefSeq and is a predicted model, not a curated record.